AUGGCAGACGUAAGAGGUAAAAGAGAUACUGUAGCGGGUCUUCGGAUUUUGUUUGCUGAAGCUGAAUUGAUAAAAAUGCAAGAGCUAUACUUGGAAUGUGCAGCUGCAACUAACGAAACCACUUUACCGCCAGAUGGCACCCCUUCAACCCCGACAGCCAUUUUCAAUCCCAGUCAACCUACAUCGACAACAAUUGCCACGACUAAUAACCCUCAAAUUAACGGGCUUGGACCUGGUACUGCAGAGGGCUCAUCAUCUGAAACAAUGGCACCUUCUCUUAAACAGCCAGUCAAACCAUUCAGUGAUGUAUCCCCUGAUACUCCUCAAGCCGACAACGAAAGAACUAUCAGCGAAUCAAACGUGGUAAAAAUGGUAUUUACAGCAACACUCCAGCCAACAACCAAUAUAUCAGCUGCAAUUGCCCAAAGAACAGUCACAGUAUCAGCUGCAACAUCUCAGCCAACAACCACGGUAUCUACUGCAAAAUCUCAACCACCAACUACGGUAUCUUCUGCAACAUCUCAGUCAACAACCACGGUAUCUGCCGCAACAUCUCUGCCACCAACCACGGUAUCUGCUGCAACAUCUCAGCCAACAACUACAGUAUCUGCUGCAACAUCCCAGCCUACAGCAGCGGUAAAUGAUGCAAUAUUCCAACCAACAUCCACGGUAUUUGCUGUAACCUCCGGAUUGAUUUCUAAGACAAAAACUCAACAAACAGCUAAUAUUUCUGAAACAACUAGUGUUCCACCACUAGCAGUUACUAACACAGCUUCUCAGCCAACAGCAAAGGUUUUUAACAGAGCAUAUCCGUCAACAACCACUGUAUCUGCUGCAACAACCCAAACAACAGCCGCGGUAUCUGCUUUGACAUCCGAGUCGAUUUUUAAAUCAACUUCUCAGCAAACAGCAGUGUUGUCUCAAACAAUUGCUCAGCCAAGGACAACGGUUUCUAUCACAACUACUCAGCCAAUAGCAAUGGUUUUUAACACAGCUACUCAGCCAACAACAACGGCUAUUGAUGCAACCACUCAGCCAACGACAACGGUUUCUGAUGCAACCACUCAGCCAACAGCAACGGUUUCCAACACAACUUCCAUUCCGCCAGAGACAGUUCCUAACACAGCUUCUCAGCCAACAGCAACAGGCUCUAACACAUCUAAUCAGCUAUUAGAUACGGUUUCUAAGAGAACUUCUCAGUCAAAAGCAACGGUCUCUAAGACAACUACUCGGCUAACAACAACGGUUUCUAACUCAGAUACCGAGCCAACAGCAACGGUUUAUAAUACAGUAUCUCAGCCAACAGCCGCAGUACCUGCUGCAACAACCCAAUCAACAACUACACCAUCUGCUGCAACAUCCCAACCAACAGCCACUGUAUCAGAGGCAACGGCCCAAUUAACAGCCACGUUAUCUGCUGCCACGUCCGAGUCGAUUUCUAAUGCAACCUCUCAGCCAACAGCAGUGGUUUUUAAAAUAGUCACUCAGCCAACAGCAGCAACUUCUUACACAACUACUCAGACAACAGGAACGGUUCCUAACACAACUACUAGGCCAACAGCAACUGUUUUUAAUACAGCUACUCGGCCCUCAGCAACGGAUAAUAACACUCAGGAAGCACCUGCUUUUGCUAUUACAAUAAGUCGAGAACAAUACAAGGCUUCUGCUGCAUCAAACCAGCCGCAAACCGGAACAUUCCAGCCAUCAGUUUAUAUUUAUUCUACGACAAACCUGGGAACAAACCCACUGUCUUCAUCAACGACGACGGCAACCACUUCCACUACAGCUUACGCUAUUUAUGAAGCGGCCUCUGAAUUAAGUACGAUUGAUACAACGACAUCUUUUGAAAUAAAUGACUUUUCAACUACAACAUCGCCUUUUAUUUCAAAUACCUAUUCUGUCAGCAUGAUGAGUGAGACGGCUGGAGUCACCCCCAAUAUGUCUAGAACCACUGGCGCCGUGCCAACCGAAGCUACGAGAACAAAUUUGACCACCGCCGCGGAGACGUCUAUCGCACCGAGUGCUGAUGAUCUGCCACAGUCACGUGUAGUCUAUGGGACACCCGAGGUUAAUCCUCCUACCCUGCAACUUAACCCAGUGACAGAUGAAGGUGGGAGUGCAUAA
This is a messenger RNA of Lingula anatina, 2124 nucleotides long. RefSeq lists its product as uncharacterized. The record is from RefSeq and is a predicted model, not a curated record. NCBI's taxonomy places the organism in Eukaryota, Metazoa, Brachiopoda, Lingulata, Lingulida, Lingulidae.